AUGGACUAUGACUAUGGCAAUGAUGCCAUAGAUGAUAACAUGGCCCCAGGUGUCAGUGGGAACGUGGAUGAAGUCUAUCGCGACUAUCACCUUGAACUUGAUGGUCGUAUAUGUGAUGCAGCAAGUAAUUUCGUUCCCACGGAUACCAUACCUCCUCCCUUAACAUUGAAACAGCCAGGUGACUGGAUGCCUUACCAUAAGUUUUUGUACAAGAAGGUUCAGAUGUCUGCUGGUGACAUCGAUAAAUUGAUGCACUUGUGGGGCCUUGGUCUUGCGCAACAUGGAGACACCCCUCCUUUUGCAGACCAUCGGGACCUAUAUUCGACUAUCGAUGAAAUGCCAAUUGGAGAUGUCACUUGGCAGAGUUUUUUAAUGAAAUAUGGUGCAGAUGCUGAUCCAGCAAGUGAUCUCACACUGUGGAUGGACACCACAUACACUACAUGGUUCCACGACCCGCACACUAUCAUCUGCAACAUGUUAGGCAAUCCUGACUUCAAAAAUGAGAUGGAUUAUGCGCUGUAUCAUGAGUGGAAAGGCCAGGGUGAAAGCGCAACUCGCCAAUGGCACAAUGUGAUGUCAGGCGAUUGGGCCUGGGACCAAGCAGAUGAGAUUGCCAAAGAUCCUGCCAUGCAUGGUUCAAUGUUUGUCCCAGUAAUACUCAGAAGUGACAAAACCACAGUCUCAGUCGCAAUGGGACAAAAUGAUUACUACCCGCUGUAUGCCUCAAUCGGGAACAUUCAUAAUAAUGUUUGCUGUGCUCACCAUAAUGUGGUAGCCAUCAUUGGCUUUUUGGCCAUUCCAAAAACAACAAAAAAACAUUCAGAUGAUCUGUGUUUCCGAAAAUUUAAGAAACAACUGUUUCAUUCUUCUUUGUCAUGGAUUCUGUCAUCACUCAAGCCCGCCAUGUCUGUCCCUGAGGUUGUCCAAUUUGGGGACAGGCAUUUUAGAUGUGUGGUGUAUGGUCUCAGUCCUUAUAUUGCUGACUAUCCUGAGCAACUUGUCCUUGGUUGUGUAGUUCAGAAUUGGUGCACAAAAUGUUUCGCUUAUCCUGACAAUUUGGACAGCAGUGAGGGUGGGCUUCGUUCACGGGAAGUUGUAGAUAUCCUGUGUGAUGAAGUUGAUGCUGGAGUACUUUGGGAGGAAUGGGGAGUCAUCAGUGAUGUAGUGCUUCUCGCACCAGACAUCCUACAUCAAGUUAUUAAAGGAGCGUUUAAAGACCAUCUCGUGGCAUGGGUUGAGAAGUAUCUCAAAAAAGAGCAUGGGAAGACAUGCGCGAAGGCAAUUUUGGAUGAUAUCGAUCAUCGAAUUGCUGCAGCUCCGCCUUUCGCAGGACUUCAUCGAUUUCCACAAGGACAUGGAUUCUCUCAAUGGACUGGCGACAACUCCAAGGCCCUCAUGAAGGUCUAUCUCCCUGACACCCUUCUACAGCUUUCUGACUGUCUUGGACACUUCCAUCGCUAUCGACAAAUCUUCCAAGAUACCAGUAUUCAAUUCAACAGAUUUUCCCUGCCACGCCAGCACACACUGUGCCAUUAUUCCAUGCUCAUCCAUUUGUUUGGUGCCCCGAACGGGAUAUGCUCCUCCAUAACGGAGUCCAAACACAUAAAGGCCAUCAAGGAGCCUUGGUGCCAUUCCAGCAAAUUCAAUGCCCUUGGACAAAUGUUGCUCACCAACCACUUGACAGCAGCAACAACUGCCACAGCAGCUGCUGCAGUUGAUGAUGACGACGACGACGAUGGCACUAACGACCAUCAUGAUGGUGAUGACGACAGUGGAGAAGACAUCCAGAUCAAUCCGGCAGACCAGGCAGACUCAGAGCGCCCCCACUUGGACAAGCCUGGAGAUGGCAUCAUAGAAGAACCCAGAGCACAGUGCAAUGUCAAAUUGGCACAUACCCAUUCAGAUGAGCUUCACAUACUGGAUCUCCCCCACCUUGUCCGACUUUUUCUAUUCGAUCAACUCCUUGCGGAUGACAUGCACACUUCUGACACUGGCCGCAUCAAAAUAUUUAAUUCGGCCGCAGCCAGUUUUUAUGCACCAAGUGACCCGAGCGGUGUUGGCCCUGCACAUAACAACACUGUCCUCGUCAAUACUGCCAGCGAGGAUGGGAUCAAUGGGAUGGACGUCAGUCAUGUCCUGUGUUUUUUUUCAUUCCAGCACAGUCGAGAGACUUUCCCUUGCACCCUCAUCCACUGGUUCAAACUCAUUGCGAAUGAGCCGAAUCCAGACACUGGCAUGUGGAUGGUAAGACCUUCUUUUCAUGCAGACUCGAGUCAAGAGCUCUCCAUCAUUCACAUUGACACCAUUAUUCAUGCAUGUCACCUCUUACCUAUUUUUGACUCUGAUUUUGCUUCGGACAACCUUACACUUCAUAACAUUUUAGACAUAUGGCCCAGCUUCUAUGUUAACAGAUUCAUAGAUCACCAUGUGUUUGAAAUAGCAUAUUGA
Messenger RNA from Suillus subaureus, 2448 nucleotides. RefSeq lists its product as uncharacterized. The record is from RefSeq and is a predicted model, not a curated record. The coding region runs from base 1 to 2448 and encodes 815 amino acids. NCBI's taxonomy places the organism in Eukaryota, Fungi, Basidiomycota, Agaricomycetes, Boletales, Suillaceae. The transcript has 14 exons.